Molecule: messenger RNA, 1108 nt
Organism: Zingiber officinale
Lineage: Eukaryota; Viridiplantae; Streptophyta; Magnoliopsida; Zingiberales; Zingiberaceae
Exons: 3
Coding region: 214-897 (227 amino acids)
Source: RefSeq, a predicted model, not a curated record
GCACCAAGUUGAAGAUAAAUCCCGAUUCUCAUCUCGCUCUUCGCUCGCGAUCACCAACGAUUAGGUUCGAUACUGUCAAUCCAGCGACGCUGCUGGUUCAAAUCGACGCGAGCAGAAUCCAGAGCCUAGAUCUCGUUUGUAUCCUGUGGAAUGGUGGCGUUUCCUGUCGCAGAUCUGUAACAAAUUGGGUGGUUUAGGUUUGGAAAUCAGGAAAUGGACAACUUCAGCGCGCAGGAUCUUUCCACCAUCGGAGGUAUCGCCACGGUCUCACUGUUGCAUUCCUUCAUUCCUACCCACUGGCUUCCCUUCUCCGUGGUCGGCCGCGCCCAGAAAUGGUCCCUCCCGCGCACUCUCCUCGUCACUGUAUUUGGAGCUGUUCUGCAUGUGAUUUCCACGUCACUGCUGGGGAUUACUGCCAUCACCAUGGCUAACACCAUUGCUGGCGAAGAGACUGUUCACAAGCUUGCUUCAUUGCUGCUGAUAGUUCUCGGAGGAAGCUAUAUUCUUCUUUUUUUGUUGGGCAAGGGAGGUCAUACUCACUCUCACAACCAUCCCAUGGAGAAGAUGGCUGUGGCUGGGCUUAUUCUUGUACCUGCAUUAUCUCCUUGUGCCACAACUCUUCCAGUUUUCCUCGCCGUCGGCAACUCAUCAUCUAUGAUGGUUCUAGCUAUCAUUGUGCUCCUGUUUAGCACCAUUACUGUCAUGACAUCACUGGUGGCCCUCUCAUUUUUUGGCGCCAGCCAGCUCAAGUUUCACUGGGUGGAGCGAAAUGACAAGCUCCUAGUCGGCUCUGUGCUCGUUCUGGUCGGAAUACUUACCCUCAUCUUCCACGAUCAUGACCACAAUACACAUUCAGAAGGUGACCACAUUCAUAACAGGAAGCUCAUCGUGCUGUGACCCUUUGCCCUGUGAAAUUUCGUGACAUUAGGCUAUUUUGCCACUUUGACGUCGAUAAGGAGCAUUGUUCUUUUACUAGAAAAUUUUACAUCAUUCUUUGACUAUUACCUUUCUUCAACCUCAGAAUGAUGUAUAUUUAGGUGCCUAAAGGACAGGCCAUUGUGAUGAGUUGUUACUAAGAGUUGUAACAUGAUGUAUAUCUUGUCUGUAA